GAUGGGCAUUAUGUCCAUCUACGAUCCGGAGAAGCGCCAGGGCUCGAAGAAGGUGGGAGGCUUGACUCGCUCCUCAUCGGCCACCCCAGCGCAGCUGGCUGCAAGAGGCAGCCUCACGGAGCUACUCCCAGCCCUGGGCAGCGAGGUGCCACCAGCUGAUGUGCUCCGGGAUGAGAUGCGCGACUUCUCACUCAAGGAUCGCGUUUCUGCCGCGGAUGUUUUCACGGCACGCUGGGCUCUGCAGCGCAAAGCCGCCGAG
Messenger RNA from Symbiodinium pilosum, 259 nucleotides. Lineage: Eukaryota; Dinophyceae; Suessiales; Symbiodiniaceae. The record is from the annotation of a GenBank genome assembly.